GCCACAUGGGACCCACCAACACCUUUUUCACCCAUAAAACCCCCUCCUUCCACAGCUCACACUCUCACUACCAAACUGACAGCCAUGGCCACACUCCUCUACUCCAUUUCCCUCGUGCUCUUACCCCUUUUUUCACUUGCAGAUGGAGGUUCAAUUGGAGUAAACUACGGUCGAAUUGGUGGCGAUCUACCAUCCGCUUUCAAAGUCACAAACCUUCUCAAAUCUCAAGGAAUCAACCGGGUUCGGGUCUACGACACCGAUCCAGCUGUACUCAAAUCGUUAUCCGGAACAGGCAUCAAAGUAACAGUCAACCUCCCAAACGAGCUUCUAUACGCCGCAUCCAGAAAACAGUCAUUUGCGUACGGAUGGAUCCGACGAAACGUCGUCGCUUACUAUCCACACACUCAAAUCGAAGCAAUAGCUGUCGGAAACGAAGUAUUCGUUGACCCAAAAAACACCACCGGGUUUCUCAUACCCGCUAUAAAAAACAUUCACCAAGCCCUCGUUAAAUAUAAACUUGAUUCCGUAAUCAAACUUUCAUCACCGGUUGCUUUAAGUGCGUUACAAAACUCCUACCCUUCGUCCUCCGGUUCUUUCAGACCGGAGUUAAUCGAACCGGUUUUCAAACCCAUGUUUGAAUUCCUCCGGGAAACCGGGUCUUUCUUAAUGGUCAACGCGUACCCGUUUUUCGCUUACGAGUCAAACUCUGACGUCAUCUCUCUUGAUUACUCACUGUUUAAAGAAAACCCCGGUGUUGUUGACCCCAACAACGGUUUACGUUACUUCAACCUGUUUGACGCUCAGAUUGACGCCGUUUUUGCAGCGAUGACGGCGUUAAAAUACGAUGACAUUCCGUUAGUUGUGUCGGAGACCGGUUGGCCGUCAAAGGGUGAUGACAAUGAAGUCGGAGCUAGUGUAGAAAAUGCGGCUGCUUAUAACGGUAACCUGAUAAAACGGGUCCUGACCGGCGGUGGUACACCGCUCCGACCAAAAGCAAACCUUACUGUUUUUCUGUUCGCUCUUUUUAAUGAGAACAAGAAACCCGGACCCGAAUCGGAGCGAAAUUACGGGUUGUUUUAUCCGAAUAUGGAGAAGGUUUACAACAUUCCGUUUACGGUGGAGGGUUUGAAGGAUUUUAGUGGGGAGAUAUCUCCAGUGAGUGGUGGUAAUGGUAAUGUGGUUAGGGAUUUAACUCCGGUUAAGCGUGGUGGAAACGGGUCGGGUCAGACUUGGUGUGUAGCGAAGGGUGUGGGGAAGGAUAAGUUGCAGUCGGGUUUGGAUUAUGCGUGUGGUGAAGGGGGUGCUGAUUGCCGUGCGAUUCAGCCUGGUGCCACGUGUUAUGAUCCUGAUACGUUAGAAGCACAUGCAUCGUUCGCUUUUAAUAGUUAUUACCAGAAAAUGGGACGCGCGGCUGGCGCGUGUAAUUUUGACGGGGCUGCCUAUGUAGUUACUGAGCUACCAAGAUUUGGGAACUGUGAAUUCUCCACCGGACACUAGAGAAAUAGAAUGUAAGGGAGAAAAAAGAUGGCAUUUUUGUGACGAUUAUGUUACUAUAUUUAUUUAUAACAUUUUUUUGAUUAUCUUAAUGGAAGCUUAUAUAAACAUUAUUGAUCUUAAUAUAAACUGUUACCUUUUUCUUGAUAUGAAAAAGACGGGUAACAACAUCUUA
Helianthus annuus (common sunflower) is the source of this 1669-nucleotide messenger RNA. Its product is annotated as glucan endo-1,3-beta-glucosidase 12. Bases 85 to 1497 code for a protein of 470 amino acids. Gene Ontology annotation, molecular function: hydrolase activity, hydrolyzing O-glycosyl compounds. The transcript is spliced from 3 exons. Lineage: Eukaryota; Viridiplantae; Streptophyta; Magnoliopsida; Asterales; Asteraceae. Gene Ontology annotation, biological process: carbohydrate metabolic process. The record is from RefSeq and is a predicted model, not a curated record. Gene Ontology annotation, cellular component: plasma membrane.